Fomitopsis serialis is the source of this 1302-nucleotide messenger RNA. Its product is annotated as glucosyltransferase. The record is from RefSeq and is a predicted model, not a curated record. NCBI's taxonomy places the organism in Eukaryota, Fungi, Basidiomycota, Agaricomycetes, Polyporales, Fomitopsidaceae. Gene Ontology annotation, biological process: dolichol-linked oligosaccharide biosynthetic process; protein N-linked glycosylation. Gene Ontology annotation, molecular function: dolichyl pyrophosphate Glc2Man9GlcNAc2 alpha-1,2-glucosyltransferase activity. Bases 1 to 1302 code for a protein of 433 amino acids. The transcript is spliced from 9 exons. Gene Ontology annotation, cellular component: endoplasmic reticulum.
AUGUCCUCGGACCCGGGGGCAAGUUACUACGCCGCAUUUGUAGCAUUAUGCAUCAUUACGCUGAAGGCAGUCAAUGAGGAGGUGACCGAGCCUUACAUGGACGAGCCGUUUCAUGUCCCGCAGGCGCAGGCGUACUGCAGAGGGGACUACUGGGCAUGGGACCCAAAGAUCACCACACCACCAGGACUCUACGUGCUGAGCCUGCUGUUGAAGCAAGUCUUCAUGUUCAAAUGCAACCUCGCCAUGCUCCGCCUCACGCCCGCGCUCUCCCUCGCCGCGCUCCCUUUCGCACUCACACGCCUUCUCUGCUAUCACAGGCGCGUGAGGCCGCCGUACACCGUCUUUGUGCCCACCACGGAGGGCGUCGUCCUCACCAGCUUCCCCAUCGCGUGGUUCUUCGGCUUCCUAUACUACACCGAGACGCCGAGUCUGUUCUUCGUGGUCACAACCGUGGUCGCGGCGUCGCAGGGGAGGCACUGGCUUGCUGCGCUGCUAGGCGCCGUCAGCUGCACGUUCCGCCAGAACAACAUUGUUUGGUCAAUCAUGUACCUUCGCUUCCGACGCACGCCUGCGGGCGCUCGGCCAGUUGCUAAACUCCACGAUCCGCCUGCUCUUGACGCCAUUCCAGCUGAUCUGGUUCACUCCGUAAUCACCUUUCCUAGGGUCCUCCUGGACAUUCUUGGCGCUUUCGUGCCCUACGCGUUGGUCCUUGCAGGUUUCGGUGCCUUCGUAGUAUGGAACGGUGGUAUCGUCCUUGGUGAUAAGUCGAACCAUGUUCCAGCCUUGCACAUCCCGCAGCUGUACUACUUUGUGGGGUUUGCUACCAUAAUGGGAUGGCCAGCCCUGAUCAGCGGGAAAGGCGGCCUUUAUGCGUUAGCGCGCGAGGUGUGGAAACGGAUGUUCGGUACCGUAAGCAUCCACCACCCCUUCCUGCUGGCCGACAAUCGACACUAUACCUUUUACGUCUGGCGUAGAGUUUUCAUGUUACACCCGGUUAUCCCCUACUUGCUGAUACCAGGAUAUAUUGCCUGCACAUGGGCCUGGUUCAUUCGCAUCGGGCAAGACCAAACCUUACUGCAGAACCUUCUGCUCCCCGUCUUCGUUCUUCCUACCCUCAUACCCACACCAUUGCUCGAACCGCGCUACUUCCUCAUUCCCUAUAUCUUGCUCCGAGCUCAGGUGGUGGAUGUUCCGUUGUGGGCGAUAUUGGGAGAAGGGUUCUGGUAUGGGCUGAUCAACGCUGCGACAAUGUACGUGUACCUGCACAAAGAGCGGGCUGGUGUAGGUCGGUUCAUGUGGUAG